GAUAUGCCAAGGGGGGAACAAAAGGUCAUGUGUAUUUAUGUAAUAAGAAGAUUGCAUGGGUCCAUGAUAAAUCUUAUACAGACCUAAGACUGUGCUUCAGCCAGGUCGAUAUCUGGGUUACACUAUAAAGAUGUUGAAGUUACUGCUCACUUUGUUUUGUUUGUUUGCAGGCAGUGUGAAUGGUCAAGCUUCAGUAUGUUCCCAACCUUGCCCUGAGGAAUAUAAACCAUUAUGUGGGACAGACAUGAGAACAUAUGGUAACAGAUGUGAGAUAGAGGUAGCAAUUUGUAUGAGUAAACAACAAGGAAAAAAUCUGGCAAUAUUGGGAGAAACAGAGUGUUCAAAGUUGACCUUGACAUCAACAACAAAAGAACCAACCACAACCACUCCAGAACCAACCACCACCUCAAAACCAACUACAACUUCUGAACCUACAACCACUCCAGAACUAACCACAAAGACUAAACCUACAACCACCCUAGAAUCAACCACAACUCUUAAGACUACAUCAGCCAGCCCAGAAGCAACUACAACUUCCCCUGAACCAACCACCACCUCAAAACUAACUUCAACUUCUGAACCUACAACCACUCCAGAAGCAACCACAACACCUGAGCCUACAACAACUCCAGAACCAACAACAUCCACCGCAGAACCACCAAAAACCCCAUCACCAUCCACAACCACACCGAAAGCAACCCCAAAACCAACUAUGACCACCCUGAAACCAAAUACUUCUCUGAAGCCAUUUACAACCCCAAAGGCAAAAACAUCCAUUCUGGAAUUAACCACCACCCCUGAAUCAACAACCACCCCAUUACCAACACCAUCUACCCCAAAAGCAACACCAUCUGCCCCAGAGCCAACUCCAUCUACCCCCAAACCAACCCCAUCUGCUCCAAAGCCAACUCCAUCUAUUCUGCAACCAACUCCAUCUAUCCCACAACCAACGCCAUCUACUCAAAAACCUACCUUUAUACCAACUCCAUCAACAAUGGCACCAACUCCCUCGUCAAGAAAACCAACGACCUCAAAGAAGCCAACCACUACUCUUCAACCCAUAAAACCUACUCCCACAGCUGCAAAGCAGACGUGUGUCCACAAAGGAUGCCCUACACCAUAUAAGUAUGUGUGUGGAAACAAUGGAAGGACAUAUUAUUGUGAAAAUGGCCUAGACUAUUGGAAUUGUGUCAAUGGUAAGAGUGUCAAAUUGGUGUCAAGACGCAAAUGCAGUAGACUAAGCUCGGCAGUGAGUGCCUGUGUUUACAAAAGAUGCCCGUGGCCAUACAAAACCCUGUGUGCAAGUGAUGGUAUAACUUACAGGUGUCAAAAUUCCUUGGACUAUUGGAUGUGUGUUGAAAGAAUUGGUGCAACCAAGUUGUAUGAUGGAACUUGUAAAAAGCCUGCAACCCCAGCACAGUUCAAAGGAACAACAACUUCCAAACCAACCACCAAACCAAAACCAAAAUGUGUACACAAAGGCUGCUCUGAACCAUACAAAUAUGUGUGUGGAUCUGACAGAAAAACUUAUUACUGUCAGAAUGGUUUGGACUACUGGAACUGUGUGAAAGGAACCAAUGUCAAACGAAUCAAUAGGGGGCACUGCUACAAUAGCUUUUCACCUCAGAGCGCAUGUGUUCACAAUGGAUGCUCACGGCCUUAUCAAUAUGUGUGUGGAACUGAUAGGAGAGAUUAUUAUUUUGUUAAUGUAAGGGCCCAGGACAGCUGUGUUUCCAAGUUGUGUCCGGAGGAAUACAUUCCUGUUUGUGGCUCAGAUAGGAGAACAUAUGGCAAGUCUAUUGGUUACAAGUUUAUACAAUAUAGUUACUCACAAAGUUAA
Molecule: messenger RNA, 1840 nt
Organism: Lingula anatina
Lineage: Eukaryota; Metazoa; Brachiopoda; Lingulata; Lingulida; Lingulidae
Molecular function (GO): protein binding
Source: RefSeq, a predicted model, not a curated record